This is a messenger RNA of Erythranthe guttata (spotted monkey flower), 1764 nucleotides long. Lineage: Eukaryota; Viridiplantae; Streptophyta; Magnoliopsida; Lamiales; Phrymaceae. The record is from RefSeq and is a predicted model, not a curated record.
AUGUCUUCCUUUAUUUUCUUGCUUUUGUUAUUUCCAGUUGUUGCAGUAGUAGUAGUGCAAGGAAACGGUGAUGAUUGUACGCCAAUCAGAUGCAGUAAACAUAGCCCGAUAAUUCGGUUUCCUUUCAGACAUCAAACUCUGCAACCUCAGCACUGCGGCUAUCCGGGUUUCGAUCUAAACUGCGACCACAAAAACAAUGCUGUUCUUGUGCUUCCGUUCUCCGUAAAUGUUGUUGUGAAGGAAAUCAACUAUACAUCUCAAACAAUUCUUGUUUAUGACCCAGAAAAUUGCCUUCCACAAAAGCUACCCCAUCUAAACUUAUCUACCUCAUCCUUCCACUUCCCUCUUGAUGAGUUCUUCCAAUCAGACUCCGCCAUUUUUAUAUGUUCUGAUGAUGCAGACAAAUCUUUGUAUCGCUUUCCUUGCCUUAUUGAUCCCAUCAACAAAUACUAUUUUGUUGAUAACGAUAACAUACUUUUAUAUCAAUUGACUUCUUGUACAAAGAUUUAUGAUAUUCCACGUGUUAUUCCACGGAGUAUAUCCGGUAAAAACGGCUUCCGUUUGGAGUGGUCUGAGCCAUCAUGUGGCCACUGUGAAGCUCAAGAUUAUCAUUUUCCUAAAGAAAUAUUUUUCUUGUUGGUUACAGAAGCACUAAAGAAGCGACUGAUUGCAGGUUUUGGUUGCUUUCUUGCCGUGAUAAUCCUCGUUGCUAUCGUCUAUCAAUACAUCCGAUUUAGAACUGGCAGGGAGAAUCAAAUCAAGAUUGAAAAGUUUUUGCAAGAUUAUCGAGCCCUUAAGCCGAGUAGAUUCUCUUAUUCUGAUAUAACAAGGAUUACUCAUCAAUUUCGCGAUAAAUUAGGUGAAGGGUGUUAUGGAGUUGUUUACAAAGGAAAGUUGAACAAUGAAAUAGAUGUUGCAGUUAAAGUACUAAACAAUUCCAAAGGAAACGGAGAGGAGUUUGUGAAUGAAGUAAGCACGAUUGGGAGGAUACACCACGUCAACAUUGUCCGUCUUGUUGGCUUUUGUGCUGAUGGAUUUCGAAGAGCUCUUGUUUAUGAAUUUCUACCAAAUGAUUCCCUCGAAAAAAUCAUUUUUCAAGCGGGUUCUAAGAAAAUAUCUCUCGAUUGGGAAAAGCUAAAGGAUAUUGCGCAAGGCAUAGCCAGAGGCAUAGAAUAUCUUCACGAGGGAUGUGAUCAACAAAUACUCCAUUUCGACAUAAAGCCGCAAAACGUAUUGUUAGACCACAACUUCAACCCGAAGAUCUGCGAUUUUGGUCUUGCGAAAUUGUGCUCAAAGGAACAAAGUGCAGUGACAAUGACCGCGGCUAGAGGAACAAUGGGCUAUAUUGCACCUGAAGUACUGUCCAGGACUUUCGGGAGGGUUUCGUAUAAGUCCGAUGUUUAUAGCUUCGGAAUGUUGUUGCUUGAAAUGGUGGGAGGGAGGAAAAACGAGGAUCGUAAUGUAAAUAAUACAAGUCUGGUAUAUUUUCCGCAGUGGAUUUACAAUCAUAUUAAUACGGAGGAUAAUCCAAUGUGGGCACAAAUUGAUGAAGAAGGAAAUAGUAUAGCAAGGAAACUUAGUAUAGUAGGGUUGUGGUGUAUACAGUGGUCUCCGACAGAUCGUCCGUCAAUGAAAGUUGUGGUUCAAAUGUUGGAAGGAGACAAUGGCGAUCUCACAAUGCCUCCAAAUCCAUUUCCAGCUACUUCGAAUAUUGUUGGUGCCAGACAUUAUCAAACUGAGAUGGCUAUCAUAUUAGAAGAGUAA